UCGGACUGGGCCGCCACCGUGGCCAUGCUUGUUUGUGUUUGUUUGGAUUGGAACGGGGGGCGGAGGAGGAGGGCUUGGCUUGUGAGAAAAGGGGGCGGGAGCAGAGCAGAGCAGGACACGCCGGUGCAGCAGGCGGAAGGAAAAGUAGUGCUAGCAUGAGUGCAAGUCGUCAAAUUGGAGCAGAAAAAAAAUGAGGAAAAAUAUUAUUAAAUAAUUGUAAGUAUCGAUAUUUUAGCUAGGAAGAUCGAUACUCAAAAAUGAGCAGCCUGGAUCGAUAUAUCGAUAUUUCGGUAUCGAUCCGCCCAUCCCUAUUAUGGAGUCUGCUACCACAAGCCGUGAAGCUGACCGGCCGGCGGCGGCCUCGUCGACUAAUAAUACCGAGUUGACAGCAAGUGUGCGGUUUUGCCUCACUAGUACUGUCAUGCUCUCCUGCCAACAUGCCAAAGUCUUCCCACCAAUGAGGACAAAAAGCAUCUCAUAGUCUGACGACAAUUUCCUUCCCUGUGUUUUUUUCUCUUGGUAUGGCGCCGUGAGUGGCUGCCUCCCAGCAGUGUUCUCUCUUUUCCUCUUUAUUUCCUUAUUUUCUCCUUUUUCUUUCUGUCUUUUUGUCCAUUCGGCGAUGCUGGUGCCUUCUACCGCACCUCGGUACCUCUUCGGAUCGGAUAUUUUAUUUUAUUUAUUUUUUCUUCCUGGGACCGGACCGGGAUCAUCGGUCGAGGCCGGCGUAACUCUACGACGGCUUCCUGCUUAUCCGACCAGUGAUGACCGGGUCCUUCGCAUUGGCCUUGCAGCCGCAACACCUGUGGGGAGUCCGCUCCCUCGUGCUCGUCGGAACCGACGACUUUCGCCAUGCUAGCCCCGUGGUGGCCAUCUGCACGUCCCCCGACAGGGUGCCCGGGACGCUGCUCACACGUUCGCCUGCUUUGUGAUGUUUUCACCGAUUCACCACCACGGUCCAUUGGGCGCCGUUGAACUGGACUGCCCUUACACCUGUCGAUGGACCCUGUGGAGGCUAUUUUGUGUGUUUUGGGGUGUUCUCUUGUAUUGAGGGGUGCUAGGUGGCCGCUGUUGCUUUUUUUUUCCUUUGUCUUUUAGCUUUGAUUUGCUUUGAUGGCUUUUAUCUUGUGCACUUUCUGACUUUCUUUGUGGCGCCGUUGUGUGGCAGCCUUGUGAGAGCCUAUUGAGUUGCGCUCAUGCCAUCUGUGUGUUUUUUGUAUACCCACUCUGUGGUAUGGAUACUGCUGGGGCCUGAAUUUCCCCACCCCUGGGGAUCAAUAAAUAUUCAAUCAAUCAAUCAAACCAGUGGCAAGAAGAAGGAUGGGGACCUGGCGGCGGCCAUGUCGCGGGCAGGGGCGCUGGAAAGUCAGCUGAACCAGAGUGCGGCUGCGCUGUCCACGGCGCUCAGCCAGAACGCCGCGCUCUCCGCCGACCUGCUUGAAGUCAAGAAUCUUCUGGCUAAGGCAGAGGACAGCCACGCCAUCGCCAAGCGGCAGCUGGAGGCAGAAACCUUGCGGCGUGUGGACUUGGAAAACCGCUGCCAGACUCUCAACGAGGAUCUGGAGUUCAGGAAGACCGUUUAUCAGGAGGAAGUUCGCGAAUCUCGCUGCAGCCAAGAGCAGAGAAUUGUUGAGGUGGACUCAGGAUCCAAGCAGGACUAUGAGUUCAAACUUGCACAAGCUUUACAGGACCUGCGCGAGCAGCACGAUGAGCUAGUGUCUCAGUACAAGGGCGAACUGGAGCAGACCUUCCAGGCCAAGCUGGACAACGCCAAGGUGUCGUCUGCAAUGAACGACAAGGCCAUGUGCACAGCCCGAGAGGAGGUGCAGGAGUCUCGAACGAGAAUUGAAACUCUGAGCUAUCAGCUGAGCGCCCUGCAGAAACAAGCAGCCGCCGCCGCCGAGGAUCGUGUCCGGGAGCUGGAGGACAUCUUGGCAUCGGAGCGGGACAAGUACCGGCGCGUCAUGGAGGUCAAUGAGGACGAGAUGAACGACCUGCGCGAGCGCAUGAACGCGCAGCUCUCUGAGUACCAGGAGCUGCUGGACGUCAAGCUCACAGUAGACAUGGAGAUCAAUGCCUACAGGAAGCUCCUGGAUGGCGAGGAGCACAGGCUCAAGCUGUCUCCCAGCCCAUCUUCGCGCGUCACCAUCUCCAGGGUGACAGGCUCAUCCUCGUCCCGCACCUCCAAACGAAGGAGGACAGACCUGGAGUCGGGCGACCACAAGCGUGGCGAGGAGCUGCUGCUGGCGUCUGAGGAGGAUGCGGCGAGCGGCGGCGUCUCCAUCUCGCCCACCGACAUGAACGGCAACAAGGUCACGCUGGCCAACGACACGGAGCAGGACCAGCCGUUGGGGAACUGGAGACUGAAGAGACAAGUGGACGACGCUGUCGAGAUCGUCUACAAGUUCUCACCAGAGUUUGUUCUCAAGGCCGGACAGACUGUCACGGUGGGGUUUGCACAUGCUGACGUGGCCCAACGUCUGCCCACUGAUCUCCUGUGGAAAAGCCAAGCUUCCGGGGGCACAGGAAGUGACAUUACCACCACCUUGGUGAACUCUGACGGCGAGGAAGUGGCCAGACGCAGUGUCAGCAAGAAGGUGGAGAAUGGAGAAGAAGAACAGGAGGACGACGACGACGCGGAGCCAAUUGCGCACAAGAAGGCCAAAAUAGCGUCCAGGGAGUGCGCCGUCAUGUGAAGCCUCGGCAGCAAGCGUCGGAGCUUCCUUGUGCUGUCCGUCGUAUCCAAGCAAAUUCCUGCUUGUUUGUUGGGCUGCUGCCGCGUUUUGAUUGUAGCCCUCCUAUGUUUGCCCUCGUGUUUGAUUAGUUGUUGUUGGCCGCCGGACUCUCCUCGUAGAUCUCUCUCGCUCUUUUUUUAUUUUUUUUAUUAUUUUUUGCCACCUUGAUGAAGGGCUUCCGUUGUGCCGUCAACAUACCAUCACAAGUGGUGGUUUUUAACCUUUUUUUCCCUCUUUUAUUUUGUUCAUGUAUCUCGCCAUUUGAUUUUAGUGUGCGCCCAACUGAGCGGCCGCACGCAGUUUGAUCAUCACCUUGCUUCUGUCAAUUUUUUUAGAGCUACUCGAGACUGACAUUAAUUGUUCCUUUGAGCAGCUCCAAUGUAUACAACACUACAAAGACAAAAAGAAAUCGUUGCAUCCGUAGGGGCGGAAAAUUCCUCAAAGUUUUUCAGUAAAUUUACAUGGAGGAUCAAAGAACAAUUUCAAAUUGGAAACUUUCCAGUUUAAGUGGGAAUUGCAGGUGAUUUAAUGGAAAGCUACACAGUCAAAAAUCUAAAGCGGGGCUGGGAUGCACGAAUUAAUUAAUCAUAGCUCAAAGUUUUUCAGUAAAUUUACAUGGAGGAUCAAAGAACAAUUUCAAAUUGGAAACUUUCCAGUUUAAGUGGGAAUUGCAGGUGAUUUAAUGGAAAGCUACACAGUCAAAAAUCUAAAGCAGGGCUGGGAUGCACGAAUUAAUUAAUCAUAGGUGAUUUACUUUAGUGAAUAUUCUGCACUUUUAGUUUGCAAACGAUGCCCUUUUUGAAUAAAUAAUAAUAAAUGUAUAUAAAAUAAAUGUUUAAAUCUGAUUAGAAUAAUUGGCAAAUGAAUCCUUUGUUAACAUUACCAUUAGUUGCCGUUCAACAUUUUAGUAUUUUUAAAAGCAGGACUGCGAAUAAAUGUUCCUCCUUGCCCACGUGAGCCCAUCAAAAGGACCUUAGCAAAUACAAAGUUUAGAGGUUAUCUUUUUAUUCCAACAAAUUCCCACUGGGAGUUUCUAAUGUUAAAUUCCUGUAAUUUUGUGAGCCAUUUUGUCAGUUUCUGACUUAAUUGCCGCUAUCUGUAGAAGCUGAACGAGUUUCUCGGUUCUUUUGAUAUUGUAAGCCUUUAUUGGAAAGCGUAGAGUGUGACGAUGCAAUGUGCAAGACGGCUGGCUGGUCUUCUGAUGUCGGCCGUUCAAAUGAUUAUGAAGACGAUGACAAAGAAUACUCCAAAUAUUUAAACUGAUCUUUUUUUAUUUUUCAGGCAAAAAAAAAGGUUCAGUUCAUGAGAUGCGUGUGUCUUUGAACGCACCUUGAGUGACCUGUGUUUUUGUGUGUGUUUUCAUGCCAUGUUACACUAGAUAUUGUUUAGUAUUUUUGGCAGUGUAAUCAGUUUGUUUACAUUCAGUAUGACUUUAAUUUUGUCUUAAGGAUCUCCAGGUGAUUAAGUUUGGGUGUUAAUGACCUGAACCUUGAUUCUUCUACAUUGAGGAUUUGCAGACAGUGUGGAAUCAUUAUUUCAACAAAAGUAGGCAGGUGCAUACAUUUGGGCACCCCAAGAGAAAAAUGACAUCAAUAUUUAGUAGAUCCUCCUUUUGCAGAAAUAACAGCCUAUAAACCAGGGGUCCUGAACCUCGAAUCGGUCAAACUAGGGGUUCGGUGAGUCGGUCUCAGGGGUUCAGCAGAGCCUCUACUGGGGAGGUCCGAACACACCUGAUUUAUCAAUUUGUGAUAACGCAUAUCUGAACUGGUCUCGUAAAGGCAACAGCAGAAGUCACACUGAUUUGCUGGUAUGUCAUUUGACGUGAAUUCAUGCAUUAUGUUGGUUUUAUUCUUUGAACAAGGUGAUGUUCAUGCACGGCUCAUUUUGUGUGCCAGUAAAAAACAUCUAUGUCUUGAAUUUGAAAAAAAUAUAUACAUUUUUUUCACUAACGAGGGGUUCGGUGAUUGCGCAUAUGAAACUGGUGGGAUUCGGUACCUCCAACAAGGAACCACUGCUCUAAACACUUCCGAAAGCUUCCAAUGAGAGUGUGGAUUCUGGUUGAAGGAAUAUUGGACCAUUCUUCUUGACAAAUCGUUAACUCCAAUAAACUUAAUUUCACUUCUCAAA
Messenger RNA from Syngnathus typhle (broad-nosed pipefish), 4859 nucleotides. Its product is annotated as lamin-B2-like. The coding region runs from base 1194 to 2693 and encodes 499 amino acids. The record is from RefSeq and is a predicted model, not a curated record. NCBI's taxonomy places the organism in Eukaryota, Metazoa, Chordata, Actinopteri, Syngnathiformes, Syngnathidae. The transcript is spliced from 11 exons.